Molecule: messenger RNA, 1339 nt
Organism: Wyeomyia smithii (pitcher-plant mosquito)
Lineage: Eukaryota; Metazoa; Arthropoda; Insecta; Diptera; Culicidae
Product: golgin subfamily A member 7
Exons: 3
Coding region: 240-680 (146 amino acids)
Biological process (GO): peptidyl-L-cysteine S-palmitoylation; protein targeting to membrane
Cellular component (GO): palmitoyltransferase complex
Source: RefSeq, a predicted model, not a curated record
UUAAAAUGUCAACAAGAGAAAAAAUCAAGUGCUAGAAAGAGGGAAGGUUUAUAUCUUUCAUAAAAUAUACAUAUUGCUACUGUUUUAUUAAAAAAAAUAGUGCAUUAGGCUAGAUUUGUGGAGUUUUUGUCAUAACUUAAGGAUAGAAACUAAUUAUUAGUUUAUUUUAUUGUUGUUAAGCUGGGAACUACAAUCUUGUCGACGAAAAUCAAAUCAGCAAAUUGGUCAUCUUGGGGAUAAUGGCUGGUAAUGUAGUGAGAAUGUCUCAACCAGGAACGCCAGCCACAACUCAACCAAGUUAUAUGAAAGUAUUUAUUCAGCGAGAUUACAGCGAGGGGACUUCCGUCAAAUUCCAGACAAGAUAUCCUCCUGAACUCGAGAGUCGGAUUGACCGACACACAUUCGAGAGCACGAUGAACAAGCUAAACGAAUAUUUCGCGGAGGCCGAAAAAGGCUCCUGUAGCACGUAUUGCGAAGGCUGUUUGGCAUGUAUCACAGCCUAUCUUAUUUAUAUUUGCACCGAGACACACUACGAGAAGUGCUUACGUAAAGUUUCCAAAUAUAUCGCAAUGCAGAACGAACGCGUCUACAAUCCAAAAGGACUGCAAAUCACCGAUCCGGUGUGUCGGGGCUUACGAGUUAUAGAGAUCUCAAUACUGGAUCGUCCUGGACGUACGUGACUGCCGUUGUCACAUUCCACGGAGGAAUUUUUUAUGUAAAAUCAACUGCAGUUAUACAAAAAAAAGCGAAAACUGACAUAACACAACCAGCAUUAUUACGAUACUGGACAUGAAAAAUAAGAAUAAAAAGUUCGUGAUGAUAUGCAUUAUGAGCCAUGCCAAUAGGAUUCGUAGUAUAUUACCAGAUCGUUGAUAAUUGUAAGCGAGUCAUUUAAAUUUAGACCUAUUUGUGUGAAUCCAUUGAGAUAACAGUGAUAACAAAUAUUGUAGCUAAUGUCACAUUGGCAAACUUGAAGCUAGCGGUACAUAGCAAAUGUAGAUGACAAUUAUGGAUAAACUGAAUGACUGUCGGCUGCACGUAAUGGCCAUUAGAGUUUGUUAUUUUGUAAUCUUUUUUCUAUUCAGCUCUGUUUAUGGUAUUGCCAUAUUUUCUUCAAAUAAAAUUUGUUUUGUUCUUCAAGUGGAAAUCAAUACAACAUUUGAAAAUGGAUUUUCUAGCUCUGUUCUUAUUAUUCAGUCUAAUGCAAAAAAAAAGAUUAUUUGACUCGAUGGUUAUUGGAAUUCAAGGGCAUCAUAAAACCUUAGAAUCAAAACAGCGCUGAUUCGUAUGAAACGUAUAAACGUUUGAACCUAAUAAAGUAUAUUUAUUAUGAAAUUAA